CGAACAGCAGGGAAAGAACUCACCGAAGUCCAAAACAUCGUUAUAAUAUAUGCACAAACUCUACGAACUGUUUCGGCUGGGAAACAUGCGGACGACUUCAAGCGUCGGGGGCACAAUGCUGUUUUCCUCGAAGAGGGCGAAGAAGGUGUUUAGCUCGCUCGGGAGCGAGGCGCUGGCUUUCCCGUUGUAAUCCGUAUGGAGUCCCUGCCUCAUAGCCUACGUCUUGUAUCUGAGCCUUUGAAUUGCGACUCCACCUUGUCCCUGUAUUGUCGUUUUUCCUCUUUGAUUGCUGGAGGUCGCAACUGGUAUGUUUGUAGGCUACACAUCCAUUUCCCAGUCUCCUUGCCAUGAUUAAAUGCAGUGGUUCACGCUUUCAGUUUUGCACGAAUGCUGCCAUCUAUCCAGGUCAUACAUAAAGUCGCUUGAAAUGUGCCUUUCGUCUAAUUAGGCAAGGAGUUCAAGGAUGGCUUUGUUUUGCAAUCCAAACUACUCUGCGCACGAAGCACUGAUGUAGCCUUUAUCAGAGGGUCUGAACUCCCGGUGUUCCUGACAAGUAAAUAAAGCGCAACUCUCUUAAAAUGGAUUUGCUGCGGAGAGCAGGGAGAGCCUGCAUUUGCGUGCGCAUUAGUUGUGACGUCGGGCAAACGAAUCACAAGACUGGAGGACCAGUAUUGAGCUGUGUUUCGGGUGUAUUUGUGUGUGACUGUGGAAACAUGUCGGCAAGGAUGGUGCACACCGGAGGACCCGUGUCAAUGAAAUCCACCAAAACUUAAAGAACCAGUGCAAAUUGUGCAAUUUCACCCUAUAAAGAAUUGGACAAACGCCGGCGUCCAGUUUUACGAUUGUAUUAUCGGUCUACUGACUCGUGCGUUUUAUUCAGUGGCAGAAUUAUCCAAAACGAAUGUUGGAAGAAUAGUCUCCAAAAGUAGACACGGGACGUCGAAAGUGGAGAGAAGGUCUCGGCAGGUAGAGACGGCCGCUCGCUCUUGGAAUGUUAUCCGUACUCUCCUAUGGCAGACUGGUUGCGAGGGCUGUCCUUGGUGGACUCUCUCAAACUGAUGGUCGGGACUACAGUCUGGUUACCGCUAGCUGCGGAUUUGGGAAAGACUUUCGUAAGGGGAUCUUGAAGAAAGGGAUGUGUUACGGGGAUGACGCUUGUUUCAUUGCCCGGCAUAGGUCCGCUGAUGUCUUGGGUGUGGCGGAUGGUGUAGGUGGAUGGAGGGACUACGGGGUGGACCCGUCCCAGUUCUCUGCCACCCUGAUGAGGACAUGUGAGCGACUGGUGAAGGAGGGCCGCUUCACCCCCAGCAGCCCUGUGGGCAUCCUCACCUCUGGCUACUAUGAGCUCCUACAAAACAAAGUACCCUUGCUUGGUAGCAGCACAGCAUGUAUUGUGGUCCUGGACCGAAGGAGCCACCAACUGCACACGUGUAAUCUAGGGGACUCUGGUUUCCUGGUGGUGCGAGGGGGAGAGGUGGUGCACCGCUCCGAUGAACAGCAGCACUACUUCAACACCCCUUUCCAGCUGUCCAUCGCUCCCCCAGGGGCAGAGGGAGUGGUACUCAGUGACAGCCCUGAGGCCGCUGAUAGCGCCUCCUUCGAUGUCCAGCUGGGUGACAUCAUCCUGACCGCCUCGGAUGGCCUCUUCGACAACAUGCCCGACUACAUGAUCCUGCAAGAGCUCAAAAAGCUCAAGAGCGCCAACUAUGACAGCAUCCAGCAGACGGCACAGAGCAUUGCAAAGCAAGCACACGAACUGGCCUAUGACCCCAACUACAUGUCCCCUUUCGCUCAGUUUGCCUGUGACAAUGGCCUGAAUGUAAGAGGGGGGAAGCCUGAUGACAUCACGGUGCUGCUGUCCAUUGUGGCAGAAUACACAGACUAAGUGUGUGUGAUGCUUAUUGGAUCCGUUUACUUCCCGCCAUUCAAGUCUUCCACCUGCCUCCUUCUCAAGUGCACUGGUUCCUGUCGGACAGACUGCAGCUCCCCCCCCCCCCCCCCCAUAUAUCCCCUCACUGACCUUCCUAUCUCACCGCCACAACAUGGAACACAAACUCCUCACCACAGAUUGUAGCUCGAUCUGUAUUCUUCCAUUUUGUUUCGGUACUGUAUUAGUGAGAGGAGGCAGGCAGCUAAGACUUUCUCGUGUUAAUCGUGAUGCACACGGUGUAGAACAGCACACUGCUUUCUUCCCAUUCUCCCAUAUCUUAUUUCAAAACAUCACUUAAUUGGGACUGAGACCGAAGUGCAGUCCUGAAUGCAGGGGGGGGGGGGCCCGAUACGGGGAUAGAGUUGGGCUUGGUCACCCUGAAACAAGCAGUGGUAUUAUAAGUAAAGUAAGCCAUGGUUUGUGGUUGUUAGGGAGAUUUGAAUGUCUGUGUUGUAAAUGUCGUAGCUGCGUGAUGAUCUGUUCCAAGGCUUCUAUGUGUGUGGCUGGAUACUAAGACUGGGGAAUUGAGCGGGACUGUGUUGUUGUGGGUUUUAAAGAGGGUUGUGACUUGUAAUAAGAAAGGAUGUAGAUGCAGUAAGAGUUUGGUGUUGUUGUCUUGGACUUGUAUGAAGGGGUAGCUGGCCAGUACCAUUUACUAGUGCCUCUAGCAGGGAUUUCUCCAGAGUGCCACCUAUAGGCUAGUCUGAAAUGUCACCACAUUGAGGUUACUGAAAAGUUCUGCCAGUGCACACAGCCGCAUGGAUUUGUAAAUAUUGUUUGUUGUGAAACAAGGCAGUGUGUCUUCACUUUGACGCUGAUAAGGAUGCAAAGGAUGAUCAUUUUGCUUUGUGACAGAUGUGUACGAGCGAGCAUUCACAAUCUAUAAAGGUAAAUAUUCUCAAUCUCUCCCUUCCGUGGGCCGAAAGAACCACGACAUUGACACGUUUGACCCGGUAGUAGUGUCAGAACUAUGACAGCAUGUCUGCGUGGCAUGUCUUUGUCGGCAUGUGUGCGUGCGUGCGUGUGCACUAAGUGGGUGUAGGUUCUUGUUUGAAUGUCUUUGCUGUUGAUACGUGUUAACUUGCAAAGCUAAUGCUAGCAUCUGGGAAUGCUUUCAACCGUACCAAUAGGGCAGGUAUGAAUUAUAUAUAUAAAAAAACAAAGAUUUAUUUUUAUAACUUUAAUGUUAUUAGUUUGAGAGCCAUGAUGUGACGGUUGAAAUGUGUCAUCCAACAUAUGGAUUCACCGUGUGAUUCUUUUGUGACGCCUUAUAUAGCUCCAUGGAUGGCAAAUAUGAAUCAUACCAUCUUACUACUCAGUAGGAAUCAUACCAUCUUACUACUCAGUAGGAAUCAUAUGUGGUCUGUGUGGUGGGUGUGUCAUCUCAAAAAAUAUUUUUCUAGAUUUGUUCUGUCUCCCAAUAAUGAUUUACUUGCUGCUUUUAUUUUGUCAGUUCAAUGUGUUUGACUGUACAUUAUUUAUGUGAAUGGUGUGUGUGCGCCAUUUUGUUAUUUUUGAUCAUCCUGUACUGGUCUUGGCAUGCUGUUGGUUUUUCUGCAUAAUAGCAGAAUACACACACCUCUCUUCAUUGUUAGCCAGUGUUUGCUCUGUUAUGAUUAUGAAGCCAGUGCACCAAAGAGGAGUAUUCACUAUCUUUUCCCCAUUGAUUUCAUCUGGGUUUGGAGUAAAACAUGCACCAAUACUGUAACAUGCACCAAUACUGUGGGGAAUGAUGCCCAGUUGUAUUUUUGGUGCAAAACAGUCAGAAGACCACUAAGGUGUAUUUUUAUUUGUGCCUAAAAUGCAAUGUGACCAGAACAGGGGCUUGGUUGUAUUGGCAUCUCUAGUUCUAUGUGACAGGUAGUCUGUGAGCAACAAACUACAAUGCAGGCUUUUGAAUCCUUAAUGAAACCAAAGAAGGAGAGCCAAACUUCACAAGCAUGACCAGGGUACAUUUAAAAAAAAAUCUAAAACCUGCAGUCAGGCUAACAUGGCGUAAUGGAGACCAAUUAAGUUGUCACUAUUUAUCAUCUUGCGUAGUUUUGCAUAAAAAUUAUUUGAAAGAACAUCAAGCAACCAUACAGGCAAGAUCAAUGGGUACAAUUAAAUGUAUGUUUGUGUACUAAAUACUAUUUCAAUUUGGUUUAAGUACAUUUUCUGUAGCCUUUGACUUCAUUUCAUGAAUAUCGUCUGUCCUAUGCAUUCUGUAUUUGCAUGACAAGCUGUCUUUGUCCCAGCUAUUUGAACUACUGGAAUUUGCUUACCUGCAAAGGUGCCACUGUCGCUCACAGCUUGCCUCGCCUCCAAAUGUCUGAUCAACUCCCCUUAAAGGUUGUCCUUCAAACACUUAAAACAUGCACCGACGUUCAUUGGUCAUUCUCAUAUUUCCAGUUUGCUCUUUCUGCCAGUCUGGGGGUGCACUGUGUUUAAUGAAUAAUUACCUGAUCUGAUUUUGAGAGAGUCAACGUCUAUGGUUUAAGGAGACACUGUGUUGAAGCAGGAAGGGCGAUGCAGGUUGAAGUGCUUUUUAUUGAUAAUGGUGAGCACCGAUUCCGCCUUAACAAAUAGAUGUAUCUUGUAUGUUGCUCAAUGUCAAUUAAGUCCCUCUAAUUCUGUCCACGCUCUUGACAGUUUUUCAAUGGUGCUUCUGCUCUCAAGACGAGGUCUGUGUGUUUUUCUCUAAGCAAUGUUUGUGAGUAUGAAAGCUACAUGUGUGUGCGCAGUGUAAUAAUGCAGGACUAGGUUCUGUAAAUGUGUUUUCAAAGUUGCAAAAUAUUUAAAUAAAGAAUAUAGUAUUUAUACUAAGAUGCAUGCCUCUGAGUUUUUGUGACUAUGCAUUGAUUAAAGGCUUUAUCUGGAAUUUCA
Oncorhynchus kisutch (coho salmon) is the source of this 4795-nucleotide messenger RNA. RefSeq names its product protein phosphatase PTC7 homolog. The transcript is spliced from 6 exons. Gene Ontology annotation, biological process: protein dephosphorylation. Gene Ontology annotation, molecular function: protein serine/threonine phosphatase activity. NCBI's taxonomy places the organism in Eukaryota, Metazoa, Chordata, Actinopteri, Salmoniformes, Salmonidae. The coding region runs from base 992 to 1885 and encodes 297 amino acids. The record is from RefSeq and is a predicted model, not a curated record. Gene Ontology annotation, cellular component: mitochondrion.